This is a messenger RNA of Oncorhynchus kisutch (coho salmon), 4656 nucleotides long. RefSeq names its product elastin microfibril interfacer 2a (gene emilin2a). Gene Ontology annotation, molecular function: protein binding. The record is from RefSeq and is a predicted model, not a curated record. The transcript is spliced from 10 exons. Lineage: Eukaryota; Metazoa; Chordata; Actinopteri; Salmoniformes; Salmonidae. Bases 173 to 4081 code for a protein of 1302 amino acids.
CUACGUCGUUCCAGUGGAGUCAACAGCGGCCCGCAAAGAGAUCUCCAACAUUUUGUCAGGUUCUGCUUAGUUACCGGGCGGCCGCACAUAGGAUACCAACUUUUAAAAGAUACAUAUAUCUGAACUUUUCUUGUCCAUGUUCCGUAGUAGUUAAUUUAAUCUGUUGUCUACGAUGAAGUGGGGAGCAGCUGAUUUGGGGGUAACAUGGACAUUGUUCUCUCUGUUCUUCAACUUUUCUGUCACCAACGGACAAAAUCCGCCGAACUACAACCUUUUCCAAGGAGCUGCGUACCAGGGCGCGAGACACCGACAGUCACAGAGGAAUAGGAACUGGUGUGCAUAUGUGGUCCAUAAGAACGUGAGCUGUACCGUCCAGGGGAAUGUGGAGAGCUUUGUGGAGCCUGAGGUGGCACCGUGCCCAAACCAUGACCCAGACUGUGAGCAACAAGUGAUGUAUCGGACGCGGUUCCGGCCAGCCUAUAAGAUCGCCUAUAAGACUGUGACAGACCUGGAGUGGAGGUGUUGCCCUAGUUACCAGGGACCAGACUGCUCUGAGCUGAAGGCUGCUCCUAACAGACAGACAGUACCAGCCGGGUCACAGCCACCCCAAACCCAGUACCCAAACAGACAGAUCGUACCAGCAGGGUCACAACCUCCCCAAAACCAGUACCCUAACAGACAGACAGUGCCAGCUGGGUCACAGCCUCACCAGAACCAUAACUCAGAGGAAGCACCACACUACCCCCAGACCAGAUCCAUCCCUGGACAGACCAGACACCCACAGAGGCCAGAGAGGAGGGAGACGGGGGUGUAUGAGGGGAGGCAUGGAGGUGCAGAAAAAGACAGGGUGCGUCUCCUGGAGGGGGAGGUGCAGCGCCUCUCCCAAACAGUGGGGGCGCUGCAGGCUGCGAUAACUGGGCUGAGCUCCACUCUGAGAUCUGACCUGCAGGAGGACACCUCCAAGAUGCUGGUCACCCUGCUCAACAACCUCCGCGCUGUGUCCCCUGACAGUUUCCACGCCCCCGACAUAGAGCAGGCCGCAGUACCACCAGACAACCACCAGGGGUCAGUGAUCGAUGGGCACCAGGCCACCAGGGGGCCAGUCCAGGGGGACAGGGGGCUAGAAAAGGUCCUGGCCAGGUUGGAUGAUGUCAACACCUCUCUGAAGAGUAAAGAGGAGGCUCUGGAGGAGCUGAGAGGUACCGUGACCUCACACAGCGGUCAUAUCCGCCUGCUGCUUGAUGCCUCUCAGACACAGCAAGACCCUGACCCUAACCCUGUUGGGGGUGGAGCCCCUGCUGACCUGGAGGAGCUACUAGAGAAAUACAUGGACAGGCAGCUGGGCUUCCUGAGGAAGAACAUGGAGGACAGCAUGGAGAGAACGAUAGAGGAGAGGAUAGGGAAGGAGGUAGAGAAGCUGCAGAAAUUCUGUGAUGGAAGGAUCCAGCUGAUGGAGAGGAGGUGUGAGGAGGAGCGGGAGAGAGGACUGCUCAGUCUGACUGAGAUGGUGGACAAGGAGGAGCAGCUAAAGCAGGAGAUCAGGGAGUUGAGACUGGACAUCACUGCCUCCGACCAGCCCGGCCGGUCACUCAGACAGACUGACCCCAAACCUAAUGUUAGACAGACUGACACUAAACCUAAUGUUAGACAGACUGAUUCCAAACCCAACCUUAGGCAAACUGCCCCUGCCAGACAGACCGACCUGGCUAGACAGGAUGACCAGCCACCAGGUAUCCUACCAGCUGUCCAGCGUGGUGACCUAUCUGACCUGUGGAGGGAGCUGGAGCGUGUGGCGGAGGCCCAUCGCAUCCUGAAUGCCCGCAUGGACAAUGAGCUGCAGUACCUGUCCUCUCCACGGGGGGAGCUAGAGGGAAAGGGGUUAGAGCUAGAGAGGGAGGGGUUAGGACUAGAGGGAGAGGUGGGGUCUCGGCUGGAGGAGUUAGAGGCGCGUCUGAAUGUGACAGAGCAGAAUGCGGAGGUCCACUGUUUCUACGUGGAGGAGAAGCUGACCCGGGCACUAGCCGAGCAAGGGGCGGAGCUACGACAGCUGCUGGAGGAACGAGUAAACGUACUGGAAGACCAGUUUACUACCAUGCUGGUCGAGAUGAACAACGAGUCAUAUCCUGUUGGAGGAGGAGGGAGCGUGGUCCUUCAGGCUGAGUUGAACAACAACAAGUUUCUUCUGCAGGGUCUCAAUGACAAGGUGACCGCUGUGGCUGAGCUCUGUGCUCACGGCUGUGGUGGAGGACCUAACACCGGAGGGUUUCCCAACCCUGGAGCUUCCUCCCACCCUGUAGUUCUGGACAGUGUGGUGAAGGACCUGAAGCUCUGUUGUAACGACCUGGAUAUCCUCCACACAGAUGUGACGUCCAACUCUGACAAACUGAGAGAGCUGGAGGAGAUUAUAGACAGGCAAAUGGUGGGGCAGAAGCAGAGCGUUAAGGAGGUGGAGGACCUCCAGAGGGGGAUGGUGAUCCUGCAGGACAACGUAGGGGGUCUGGGGGGGGCAGUGACAGGGCUAGGGGACUCUCUGAGCAGGUACACCCAGGACCUCACCAGGAUUAACACCACCUACAACACCUGCUGCCAGGUUGGGGCAGGGGCCAAAGCAGGGGCCAGGCCAGGGGAAGGGUUAGGUGGGUUUGGUGCCACUACUAUCAGUCCAGGCAGGAUCCAGAGUGCGUCUGAGGUAACGGUCCCCAGAGGAGAGGUGGAGGGAAGCAGCAGCAGCCAGGUGGAGGAGCUGAGAACCAAACUGGACAGCCUCACUAACCAGGUGCAGACAGAACUUCAGCAUUGCUCUGGUGUGUCUGGGGUGGAGGGGCGUGUCCAGCGCCUGGAGAAAGUGUGUGUUCAGCUGGACGGGAUGUCGGCCAGGGUGCGGGGAGUGAAGGAGGGGUUGGAGAAGCACGUCGCUGGGCUGUGGCACCACGUCAGCCGGGUCAACACCAUGCUGGAAAGACAGGCUGCUGACAUCACCACCCUAGAGACCUCCCUAAAGACACUACAGACCAGGAGCACUGACAUCAACGCCAGGGAGACAGAUGAAGCUGUGAGACCUGGUUCUGUCCCAGAUCAGACCAGACCCAGGGUUAACCAGAUCCACAUUCCCCACAGGACCCCCCUUGACUCGUCCCCCCAGACCCCCAGGCAACCCUACAACCCCAGACAGCCAGCCAGUCCACACCAGCCUACCAACCCUCUACAGCCCAACAUCCACCGCCAUCCGAACCAACCAACUCUGUACCUGGUGCCACAUAAGCCUAAUCAGCCAGGCCAGCCCACUGUCAUCCUCGUACCCCAUCCUAACCAACCAUCCAACCCUAACCAACCCUUCUUAACGAUGGUACCCCGCCAGCCCAGCCCCCCCUCUAACCCUCCCAGUCAGCCGCGUCGGGUCCUGGAGGUGGGAGAGGCUGGUCCACCAGGCUACAUGAGGAGGGUAACAGUCAGGAGAGGAUCAGAUGACUCAUCCUCCACACCUGUUAAAGGAUUCGCUGGAGCACCAGGAUACAACCCUCCCGAGAAGCCAUUCUCCUUCAACAAACAUGAGACGAUCCCAGUAGCUGCCAAGGUCCCCUGGAACCCAGCGUCACAGACCCCACUAGUCACACCAGUGUCUUCAGACAGUAGUUUCCUGGCAGACCCCUUCUCCUUCUCUGCUGGCCUGACCACUCAGUUCUCUGGGGAGUUUGGAACCAUCCUCUUCAACAAGGUGCUGGUCAAUGAUGGAGGACAUUACAACUCUCACACAGGUAUCUUCACGAUACCGAUGGAAGGGCGUUACCUGAUCUCAGGAGUUCUGAUGGCUCGGCAGGGGAAGGGACUGGAGGCUGUUUUGUCUGUCUCCAACCGUAGUGUCCAUAGGCUGAUGAGCUCCGCAUCUGGAGCAGGGACAGUGGCCCAGGACAGUUGUCCCUGUGGAGGCUCUGUCUCGUUCAGCCUGAUCCUGUCUCUGAGGCAAGGGGACCACGUAGCUCUGGUCCGGACCGCAGGGCAGCUGGCCACCACAGAGUCCAGAGACAUCCUAUCAACAUUCAGCGCCAUCUUCCUCUAUGCCCCGCAGCCAAUCACCAGAUAGUUACCACUGGGCCAACCAAUCACACAGCAAGGACUUGGUCAUGUACAUUCCACAACCAAUCAGAAAGCAGGAAUACAUUUAAACAGACACCAGAAAUCCAAUCACCUGCAACCCUGCAGUUGUUCAGAAUAAUGAUUUGUAUCAUAGAUAUUCACCAUGUAUAAAGUAAUUCUGCAACCCUGCAGUUGUUCAGAAUAAUGAUUUGUAUCAUAGAUAUAGAUAUUCACCAUGUAAAAAGUCAUUCUAUGCUCGCCUUUUUACUGAACAAUUAUGCCAAAGAUAUAAAAAAAUAUAUUAAGUGUUAAUUCAUGUAUUUGACAAUAGAUCUGCUUUUUUUCUAACUUUUGUUUUAAAACAUUUUCCUAAAUUAACAUUUAUACAAUUAUAUAUGUACUUUUUUUUCUUUAAAUAAAUGUCAGAGGGAAGAGACCACCAUAUAGUUUAUUCAGUAUUCCAUACCACAUCCUGUUUAGAUUAAUCUGUUUUACAGGUUAUUCCAUACCAAAACACUGUUACAAUUAGUAAAACAGUAGGGUUGAUUCACGUAUGUUGUCAAUAAACCCAUUUGAAGAUUU